This is a messenger RNA of Poecilia reticulata (guppy), 2757 nucleotides long. It is a transcript of the gene map3k7cl, whose product is annotated as map3k7 C-terminal like. Gene Ontology annotation, cellular component: cytosol; nucleus. The record is from RefSeq and is a predicted model, not a curated record. Lineage: Eukaryota; Metazoa; Chordata; Actinopteri; Cyprinodontiformes; Poeciliidae.
CUACAAGACCACAUAAGAGAUGCUUACUCUGAACAACUGCCUCAUUGCAGUGCUAUUGCAAAGCGACCAUCCCAGUGGGAUGACUGUGUCACUCAAAACGGAGUUGGAGCUGUGGGCAUGUUUGCAGGCUAAAGUCAUGUCAUCUGAGACAUUUAAUUGGGUCUGAGCCGCCACGGGGGGACAGUGAACAGCAUUCCCGCUCUGCGUGCCUGAAAACUGAGUUUACUCCACUCCGCGUGGCUGCAGUCUGCGGAUAACACAUGCGUGCCGAGGCAAACUUAAGCUGUGGAUGACAUUAACAGCUGAGGCGAGCAAAGUGGACAUCUUUUCUUAAAUCUUACUAAUCACAAAAUAAUGAAGGGGUUUUGGUAAAAGUACAGAUUGAAGUAAGGAGACAUUAGUUUUUCUAUUUUUUGAUGAUCUGGAUUUGCUCAGGAGUGGCAACGGCUGACACAAGGGGGCAACAGGGAAGACCCCAAUCCCUCCCAAAUUGAGGAUUUACUUGGAUUUGAACUUUUCAGAAGCCUACAGCUUUUUCUGGCUUAGUUUGGAUCUGCUUCAGGGAUAAAUGAUCACCUCAACCAGAAGAGUGUCUCCUGAUAAAUCUGAAGUUAGAAUAGCCUUCAGCCUCGAUGACACAUCAGAUAUAAAAGAUGUGGAAGAUCUUUCACAGGCCUUCCCUGACCUUGAACAACGUUUACAGCCUGUGCCGCCUUGCAUGUCCCUAAGAGAGAGUGUUCAGGUGUACAAAGAGCACUGCAGGAUGGCCAGAGAGUUCCAUCAUGUAAAACACGAGAUCUCUGUCCUCGAGGAACGCAAGCGAAAGCUGCUGGCGGAGUUGGUGGAGGAUGAGAAGGUUGCUGUAGAGAUCGCCCGUCUCGAUGAGGAGUUUCAGCGCUUAACAGAGGAGAACCACACACUGGUGACCCUCCACAGUGAGCGCAGGGAGCAGCUGGAGAGGCUUUGCCUCACCAAUCGAACAAGGCAAGACCCCUCUUGACCUCCUACUUCCCAGAACCUGAGUCUAUCAGACUUUCAGCUGACACCAGACCAGCGACCAGCAGACUGUUUUCAUGUGCAGUCUUUGAAUUGUCUAAUUACACUGACAGGACCGUUUCUGUGGAUGAUCUGAGUCAUUUGCGUGAACCUCAGAUGUACGCUUGUCAUCACUGAGAAGUUGUUAGAGUGAUUCUAGUCAGCAAUGAUAGAUUUUUAGGGUGCUGUUUUUAUUUUUUUAUUUGCUGAGCCAUACUGGUCAUAAUAACAGAGAACAAUGUAUUGCAAAAGUAUUUAUAUCAUGUAAACUUUUUUACAUUUGGUCAGGUUAUAAUCGCAAAAUUCAAUGUAUUUUAUUUAAACUUUAAGUGAUAGACCAACCCAUUUGGAUUGCACUCAAACUAAUUCACUUUCAUAACAACAACAACAUACAGUUGGCUUCAGGUGUCAAUCAGUAAAUCGCAGUCAAUUUGCGUAAUGUGCUUUUUUAUUCAAUCUCUCUGAAUCAAAAUUUUUUUUAAUCAUUUUUCAGUGCAUUUAAAAUUGUAAGUCAUUUGGGUCUUUGGAGAUGUUGAGUGUAUUUUAUCAAUCAAAAUAGGUGUGCACUUCGACUAGGACCUUCUAAAACAUAACCCCAAACAUUUCCCUUUUUGCUUAGAUUGUAUGCUUAUGUUUUUUGCAGCAUCUAAUAUGAUUUUAAAAAAAUGUUUUGCUCUGUUUUGAAUUCCAAAGAAAACCUAUACAAAAGGAAGACACUGCCAACACCCUGUUUCACAGUGGACAGUGGACAUGGCGUGUUGAGGUCGACUUGUAUCUUAACCAUACAUUGUGCAUACAAUGUACGCCAAAAGGUGCUAUUACAGUCUAAUCUGACAAGAACAGCUUCUUAUACAAGUUUACCGUCCCCCUAAAUGACCUGUGAAACUUCUAUGGCUCUCUAAAAACAAUAAUUUUCUUUCCACCAUUCUAUAAGAGCUCAAUUUGUGGAAUGUGCCACUUUAUUUUAUCAACAAAUUCUCCCAUUUUAGCUGUUCAUCUCUGGAGCUCAUCCAAAGUUAACAUACGCUUCUUAGCUGCUGUUCUCAGUCCUCAUUCUGCCCAUUUUGUGGUGGGUUUGAGGUCUUGAUUGAUAGGUUGAACAGUUUUAAAGUCAUCAAAUGCACUGGAUUUUUUCGAGGUAUUGGAAUAAAAGGGGGCAAAGUAUAAAAAGUCGUACUUUAAAUUUUUUGAUUUCUAAAAAAAAAAUUUCCAAAAAAAAUGUGCAUCAGUUUCCUUACUUUACAUAACCAUGAGCUGCUUUGAGUUGGUCAGUCACAUAAAAUCCCAGUAAAAUAUAUUGAAUUUUGUUACUGUAACAUGACAAAUGUAAAAAAAAAAACAUUAUGAGUUUUAUGAGUCAAGCCUACUUAUGCAGCUUGAGUGACUGUAACCUGAUGUUGUAAAGCAAAUUCAGGUCCUGUGGAAAGUCAGAUGCUUCAUCUAAGGGAGCUAAAAAUGGUGGGCUAUGGUCCAAAAUGUUAUCGCAAAUUUCAGUGUUAAAAACUGUGAGGGAAAUUAAAUUACCAAACUCUUUGGAAGGAAUUACGAGAAUGAAAAAAAAUAUAUAUUAGUAGUAUCCGCUGCCAGAGUUGUAAAUGAUCAUUUACAUUUUGUGAUCAGUGGUGUCAGUGGAAUAGUGUUAUCCUGUAAAUAGGAAAGUAAACAACAUUAACUGCUGUUUCUUUUCCUCUGAUAAUAAAAAGACAUUUUAUUGUAACAACA